UUUCUUUUCUUGUGUUUUGCUUGGUUGACUAUGAGUGGGCAUGUACGUAAUUCUUCCGUAGAUAUUGAGGAAGAGCUAGCUCAAAUAAAAAGAUAUGAAGACUUUACAACAACUGACUGGGUCAAGGACGCCAUAUUGGAGCGGUAUCGACAAUCUUCUAUACAGAACCUCAACUCAAACGACAAGUCAUGGCGUGCUUGGUGGCAUUUGACGUUUGAAACCAUGGAAUCUUGGAUCGUCGUGUUGCUUGUAGGUGCUGCUAUUGGGCUCAUGUCAGCGUUGAUUGCUAUCAUUACAGAUUGGUUAUCAGAUAUUAAACUUGGAUAUUGUUCAACUGCUUGGUGGCUCAAUCAAAAGUUUUGUUGUUGGGAGUUGGAAGACGGCGAAAGUGCUGGCUGCGAUAACUGGACCACCUGGAGCGAAUUUAUGAAUCUGGGGCCUGAUGUAUAUAUUGUUCAAUGGACCUUUUAUGUAGCAUGGGCAACUCUGUUUGCCACAACAUGUGCCUAUCUUGUCAAAGUAUUUGCACCUUAUGCUGCUGGAUCAGGUAUUUCGGAAAUCAAAUGUAUUAUUGCUGGAUUUGUUAUGAAAGGUUUCUUGGGAGGAUGGACAUUAGUGAUGAAGAGUAUUGGAUUGACAAUGGCAGUUGCCUCAAAUUUGUCUAUUGGUAAAGAAGGCCCUUCUGUUCAUAUGGCAUGUUGUGUGGGCAAUGUCAUUUCUAGAUGCUUUAAAAAGUUCAAGACGAGCAAAGCUGAAAUGAGAGAGAUUUUGACAGCCUCAAGUGCAGCGGGUGUAGCAGUUGCUUUUGGUUCACCCAUUGGUGGUGUAUUGUUUGCUUUAGAAGAGAUGAGUUCUAAUUUCCCCAACAGAACUAUGUGGAAGAGUUUCUUUUGUGCCAUGAUAGCUACGAUUGUUCUUCAGUUUAUGAAUCCUUUUCGAACUGGUAAACUAGUCAUGUUUCAAGUAAGUUAUGAUCGUGAAUGGCAUUUCUUUGAGUACUUGUUUGUCAGUAUUAUUGGUCUGUUUGGUGGAUUAUAUGGUGCACUUGUUAUCAAAUAUAAUUUGAUUGUAGCUCAAUUCAGAAAGAACGUUUUGAAGAAUUACCCAAUUACAGAAGCAGCUUUCCUAGCCUUUGUUACUGCUUUAAUUGCUUUCCCUAAUGUGUUUCUGCGUAUUGAUAUGACUGAAAUCAUGGGUGUUUUGUUCAGAGAGUGCGAAGGAGCAGGCACAGAAAAUUAUCAUGGACUUUGCGAGAAGAGUGAAACUGUACGCAUGGUCGUAUUACUUUUUAUAGCCACUGCUUUACGUUGCUUUGGUACUAUCAUGACUUAUGGUGCCAAAGUGCCUUGUGGUAUUUUUGUUCCUUCCAUGGCCAUUGGUGCGACUUUUGGAAGAAUGAUUGGUUUACUUGUAAAAUCAUGGCAAGAAUCAGAUCCAGAAUUCUUUUUGUUUGCGUCCUGUCGACCUGAUAUGCCUUGUAUCACACCAGGAACCUAUGCUUUUCUCGGUGCAGCAGCAGCAUUAUGUGGUGUCAUGAGAAUCACAGUCUCUGUUGUAGUGAUUAUGUUUGAAUUGACUGGUCAAAUUACAUACAUUUUGCCUACAAUGAUUGCUUUGAUGAUUACUCGUGCUGUGGGUGACUGGUUUGGCUCUGGUGGUAUUGCUGAUCGUUAUAUCCGAUUAAACGGAUACCCAAUUUUAGACAAUGAUGAGCAAGUGUUUGGUGUUCCAGUAUCUCAUGUCAUGCAAGAGAACAUGACUGUAAUGACAGCAGCAGGAAUGACAUUUAAGAAUAUUGAAUCUAUUCUAGAGAACACAAACUUCCAAGGUUUUCCAGUAGUGGAAGACUCAAAAUCCAUGAUUUUAAUAGGUUUCAUUGGUCGUUCUGAGCUUCAGUACUUGAUAGAGAAAGCCAAAGUCAACAAAAAGGCACACGAUGAGACCAUUUGCCGAUUUACAGCAGAUGGUGACGAACCAGAGAUUUUGACAAGUACGGAAGUCGAUGGUGAUAAUGAUACCAACCGAGAUUUAAGAGGAUCUUCGGAUGUAGUUGAUUUUGGACCCUAUAUGGACCAGACACCCAUUACAGUGCAUCCCAAGCUCUAUCUAGAGACAGUCAUGGACAUGUUUAAACAGUUAGGGCCUCGGGUAGUUCUACUGGAAGAAAGAGGACGACUGAAAGGCUUGGUGACAGUCAAAGAUGUUCUAAAAUACACUGCUCGUAUUGAGAACAUUGACUCUCCUUCACCGGUACAUUAUUCAAGAGAAUGUGGUGGCGCAUUUGAUAAGUUCUCAAGUUGGUUAACCAGAAAAACCAACAAGAGAGAACAAGCUUAUACUCAAUUACGGAAUCGUAGUUCUAUUGAGAUAGAUAGACCGGAAGAAUCGCACGAACUUGAUAAUAGAUUGUAAUAAAAAGAUGCAUGUAACAUAACAAGUUAUUUUGGUUAAAAUCAAAAUCAUUGGCUGAAC
Molecule: messenger RNA, 2472 nt
Organism: Gilbertella persicaria
Lineage: Eukaryota; Fungi; Mucoromycota; Mucoromycetes; Mucorales; Choanephoraceae
Product: chloride channel
Exons: 18
Coding region: 31-2412 (793 amino acids)
Biological process (GO): transmembrane transport; intracellular iron ion homeostasis; chloride transport
Cellular component (GO): Golgi apparatus; membrane; fungal-type vacuole
Molecular function (GO): voltage-gated chloride channel activity
Source: RefSeq, a predicted model, not a curated record